UGGCACUCUGACACACCCUCAGAAAGUCAGAGCACUGGGAGAACAGAAGACUUCACAAUUUAAUGCCUUGAUUUUUAAAAAAGAAUCCUUACACUCAUAUCUCCUAGCCAUCAGAUGAAGAAUGAGACAGCAAAAGUUCAAAUGGCCUGUUUCAAGUUUCUGAUAUAAAACAAUGACUUUUUCAGAAAAUCCCGGAUUUCCAGAGAGAGAGAGUGACUGGUUAAAAAUCUGAAAGAGGACACUGGCUAAAAGAAGGUAUUGCAUCUCAUACGAGUGGAUUGUGUCUGUGGAAAACGUAAGCCCCUUGCCAGAAGAGCAGCUUCCCAGCAAAGGCAGCGGGUGAAAACAGCAGAGGUCUUAAGACACUGGGGACCUGGAGUCAAAAGGGACCUCCUUCAGGUAAAACGCAGUGUGAGAAAUGGCCUCAUUCGGUGACUGCAAGUGACACAGCAGAAAGUUGGUAAGGUGUAUUCUGUAACUAGGGUAUCCACAAAAACUGCAGGAGAAGAUAUAUUCAUUCAUUUUGCUUUCCUUUUGAAAAAAACUUCCUUUUCAUUCUUUGUGACUAGAUGAUAGAGGCUGGAGUUAGUUCUGCCCUAACAGGUAGCAUAGUAAAGGGAUUUCCCCAGAUUUCUAUCUGGAGUUCCAGCCAAGUGAAAUAAUUUCCCUAGGAAAAUGAGGAAGUCCUUUGACCCACAGACAUUGGUAGUUCAAGGCCUUUCAAAUAUUCAUUACUUUUAACUACUCUAAGAAAAUGUGUUACUCAUUUAACAGAUUUUUGUUAAGAAGCUAUUAUGUGCUAGGCAAUGCCAGAUAAUGAACACAAUGUAAAGAAAUUUGUCCUUACGGAGUGCAUAGAAUAAUGGGUGGGACAGAAAAGAAACAAAGUAAAUAGGUUAAAAUAUAUAAAAUAUUUGCUGCUUGUAAGUCCUAAGUAGAUAAAAAAUGAAGCCAGAAAGGGGAUAGGAAAUGUUGGGAGAUGGGAUAAAGUUUUCAGUAGGCUGGCCAAACAGUGCCUUGCCGACAAGGUGACAUUUGACAAAAGAUCUCAACAAAGUGAGAGAGUGAACCCUGCUGGUAUCCAAGGACAUUCCAGGAAGGGAAAACAAUUGUAGUGGCUGGAAACAGGGGCAGGUGCUUCCUUCAGGAAGCAACGAUGAGGUCAGGUGACUGGGCCAGAUUUAGAGGGAAAAAUAAAAGACCUAAUAUCAGAGGGUUAACAGGGUACCAGACUGUGUGAGGCCUUAUCAGAUGGAAAGCCACAGACAGGGUUGGACACAACAUUGAUAUGAUGUUAUUUUCAUUUUAACAUGGUCACUCUGGCUGCUUUUUUGAGAAGUUCCUGAAGGGAUCAAUAACAGCAAGAGGGAACAUGGCAAGGAAGCUAUUCCUAUAAUCCAAGAGAGAGAAGAGGAGAGUUUGGACCAGGUGGUAGUGGUGAUUCUGGGUAUAUUUUGAAGAUACACCCCAUAGGAUUUGCUCUACAUUGAAUGUGGAAUGCUGGAAGAGAGAUAAAGUGUGCCUGCCACAUACUUUUUGAGGUUUAUUUAUUUUCUUAGAAGUAUUUAAGUAUACAAAGAGAUGCUACCUAGGAGAAGGGUAUUCUUUUCACUAUUCUUUCAAAUUUUCUGUGUGUUUGAACAUUUUCAUAGUAGCAAGUUAGGGGGGGAAAUCUGUUUCAUAAACAUUUCCUAAGCAGUAGUCCAGUCUAUUGCAUUUUAAUUGGUUGUGAUAUCAUUGUUUUAUGCAAUAUGUUCUCAACAAGUAUAUCCUCCGGCAAACUGGACAAGGACCAAGUCUGUUCUGCCUACAGCUCUGCUUCCUCAUAGCUGCUUUCCAGAACGUGACUUUGGCAAAUCAUCAAGAAAGGGGAACUAAUCUAAGGAAUCCAGAUCAAACAGCCUCAUGAAGACUUAUUUCAUGUUUCUAAUAUAAAGAUAGAAGUUUUCAGAAAAGCCCUGUUUCAGUUAUACAGAGCAUCAGAGCAGAGGUGGGCCUGCUGGGCUGCAGCUGGGAUUCUGAGCAUCCUUUCCUGGAGGCACAGAAAGUGAGUGAGUGAGUCCAGUGAGCAUUCAUUGUGCCAGUUGCUCAUGGUUCUGCUAAUUGGCCCAGGACUAGUUGUGAUCUGCAGACUGAAGCCAGAGUAAGGAAGAGAAUUCAAGGCACUAAGACAACCAGGAACAGUUUUAUCAAGGAAGAAGUUGAAGCUUUGAUAUGAGUAAACAAGUAUCUCUACCUGAAAGUAUUAAAGACUGGACCAAAGAGCAUGUGAAAAAAUGGGUAACUGAUGACCUUAAGAUUAAUGAGCAAUAUGGACAAAUUCUGCUCAGUGAAGAAGUGACAGGAUUAGUCCUGCAGGAAUUAACUGAGAAGGACCUUAUAGAAAUGGGGCUACCACGGGGUCCAGCACUUUUGAUAAAACGUUCAUAUAACAAAUUGAAUAGUAAGUCCCCUGAAAGUGACAAUCAUGAUCCUGGACAAUUAGAUCAUUCAAAACCGUCCAAAAGACAACACCAAAAAGAUCCAAAACAGACCAAAAAGGAAGAAGAAAAUUCAAUGUCAUCCAAUAUUGAUUAUGAUCCCAGAGAGGUCAGAGAUAUCAAAGAACGAGAAUCAAUUCUUGUGAAAGAAAAUGUGUUAGAAGAAAUAGCAAAUGCUAAAGACAAGAAAAAGGGUGAGCUAAAACCUGAACAAUUGACUUGUAUGCCAUAUCCUUUUGAUCAGUUCCAUGACAGCCAUCGCUAUAUAGAACAUUAUACUCUACAACCUGAAACAGGAGCACUCAAUCUCAUUGAUCCAAUACAUGAGUUCAAAGCUCUCACAAACACAGAAACAGCUGCAGAACUGGACAUUAAAAUGAAAUUCAGCAAUGAAGUCUUCCGAUUUGCAUCAGCUUGUAUGAAUUCACGCACCAAUGGCACCAUCCAUUUUGGAGUCAAGGACAAACCCCAUGGAGAAAUUGUUGGUGUGAAAAUCACCAGUAAGGAUGCCUUCAUUGACCACUUCAAUCUAAUGAUCAAAAAGUAUUUUGAAGAAAGUGAGAUCAAUGAAGCCAAGAAGUGUAUUCGGGAGCCAAGAUUUGUGGAAGUCCUUCUGCAGAACAAUAUGCCAUCUGACAGAUUUGUCAUUGAAGUCGAUAUUAUUUCAAAACACUCUAUAUGCAAAGAUAAGUAUUUCUACAUUCACAUGCAAAUUUGUAAAGAUAAAGUAUGGAAACAAAACCAAAAUCCUUCACUGUUUGUAAGAGAAGGGGCUAGCUCUAGGGAUAUCCUGGCCAAUUCCAAGCAACGGGAUAUAGAUUUCAAAGCAUUUUUACAAAAUUUAAAGUCACUGGUGGCAUCCAGAAAAGAGGCUGAAGAAGAGUAUGGAAUGAAGGCAAUGAAGAAGGAGAGUGAAGGACUAAAGCUGGUUAAACUUCUCAUAGGAAACCGAGACUCACUGGAUAAUUCAUACUAUGACUGGUACAUUCUUGUAACAAAUAAAUGCCAUCCGAACCAAAUAAAGCACUUCGAUUUUUUAAAGGAAAUUAAAUGGUUUGCUGUGUUGGAGUUUGAUCCUGAAUCUGUGAUCAAUGGAGUGGUCAAAGCUUACAAAGAAAGCCGAGUGGCAAACCUUCACUUUCCAAAUCAGUAUGAAGACAAGACAACUAACAUGAGGGAGAAGAUUUCUGCUCUUAAUCUUUACCAACAGCCCAGCUGGAUUUUCUGCAAUGGCAGAUCAGACCUGAAAAGUGAGACAUAUAAACCUCUAGAACCACAUUUAUGGCAGAGAGAAAGAGCUUCAGAAGUCAGGAAACUAAUUUUAUUUCUCACAGAUGAAAAUAUAAUGACAAGAGGAAAAUUUUUGGUAGUGUUUCUAUUACUCUCUUCAGUGGAAAGCCCAGGAGAUCCACUCAUUGAAACUUUCUGGGCUUUCUAUCAAGCUCUCAAAGGAAUGGAAAAUAUGUUGUGUAUCUCUGUAAAUUCAAAUAUUUACCAACGAUGGAAAGAUCUACUACAAACAAGAAUGAAGAUGGAAGAUGAAUUAACAAACCACAGUAUUUCCACAUUAAAUAUAGAACUGGUAAACAGCACUAUCCUUAAACUAAAAUCGGUGACUCAGUCAUCAAGAAGGUUUUUGCCCGCCCAUGGAUCUUCUUCAGUUAUCCUAGAGAAAAAGAAAGAGGAUGUCUUGACUGCACUAGAAAUCCUCUGUGAAAAUGAGUGUAGAGACACAGACAUCGAGAAAGAUGAAUCUAAAUUCCUGGAGUUUAAGAAAUCAAAAGAAGAACACUUUUAUCGAGGUGGCAAAGUAUCCUGGUGGAACUUCUAUUUUUCUUCUGAAAACCAUUCUUCAGAUUUUGUUAAAAGGGACAGUUAUGAAAAGCUUAAAGAUUUAAUACAGUGCUGGGCAGAGUCUCCUAAACCAAUAUUUGCGAAAAUCAUCAAUCUGUAUCAUCAUCCAGGCUGUGGGGGUACCACACUGGCUAUGCAUGUUCUCUGGGACUUAAAGAAAAAAUUCAGAUGUGCUGUGUUAAAAAACAAAACAACUGGUUUUGCAGAAAUUGGAGAGCAAGUGAUCAAUCUGGUCACCUAUAAGGCAAAGAGCCAUCAGGAUUACAUUCCUGUGCUCCUCCUUGUGGAUGAUUUUGAAGAACAAGAAAAUGUCUACUUUCUACAAAAUGCCAUCCAUUCCAUUUUAGCAGAGAAGGAUUUGCGAUAUGAAAAAACAUUGGUAAUCAUCUUAAACUGCAUGAGAUCCCGGAAUCCAGAUGAAAGUGCAAAAUUGGCAGACAGUAUUGCACUAAAUUACCAACUUUCUUCCAAGGAACAAAGAGCUUUUGGGGCCAAACUGAAGGAAAUUGAAAAGCAGCACAAGAACUGUGAAAACUUUUAUUCCUUCAUGAUCAUGAAAAGCAAUUUUGAUGAAACAUAUAUAGAAAAUGUAGUCAGGAAUAUCCUAAAAGGACAGGAUGUUGACAGCAAGGAAGCACAACUCAUUUCCUUCUUGGCUUUACUCAACUCUUAUGUCACUGAUUCUACAAUUUCAGUUUCACAGUGUGAAAUAUUUUUGGGAAUCAUAUACACUAAUACACCCUGGGAACCUGAAAGCUUAGAAGACAAGAUGGGAACUUAUUCUACACUUCUAAUAAAAACAGAAGUUGCAGAAUAUGGGAGAUACACAGGUGUGCGUGUCAUUCACCCUCUGAUUGCCCUGUACUGUCUAAAUGAACUGGAAAGAAGCUAUCACUUGGAUAAAUGUCAAAUUGCAUUGAAUAUAUUAGAAGAGAAUUUAUUCUAUGAUUCUGGAAUAGGAAGAGACAAAUUUCAACAUGAUGUUCAAACUCUUCUGCUUACAAGACAGCGCAAGGAGUAUGGAGAUGAAACAGACACUUUGUUUUCCCCAUUAAUGGAAGCUUUACAGAAUAAAGACAUUGAAAAGGUCUUGAGUGUAGGAAGCAGACGAUUCCCACAAAAUGCAUUCAUUUGUCAAGCCUUAGCAAGACAUUUCUACAUUAAAGAGAAGGACUUUAACACGGCUCUGGACUGGGCACUUCAGGCCAAAAUGAAAGCACCUAAAAAUUCCUAUAUUUCAGAUACCCUUGGUCAAGUCUACAAAAGUGAAAUCAAAUGGUGGUUGGAUGGGAACAAAAACUGUAGGAGCAUUACUGUUAGUGACCUAACACAUCUCCUAGAAGCUGCCGAAAAAGCCUCAAGAGCUUUCAAAGAAUCCCAAAGGCAAACUGAUAGUAAAAACUAUGAAACCGAGGAAUGGUCACCACAGAAGUCCCAGAGACGAUAUGACAUGUAUAAUACAGCUUGUUUCUUGGGUGAAAUAGAAGUUGGUCUUUACACUAUCCAGAUUCUUCAGCUCACUCCCUUUUUCCACAAAGAAAAUGAAUUAUCCAAAAAAACUAUGGUGCAAUUUUUAUCAGGAAAAUGGACCAUUCCUCCUGAUCCCAGAAACGAAUAUUAUUUGGCUCUUAGCAAGUUCACAUCCCACCUACAAAAUUUACAAUCAGAUCUGAAAAGGUGCUUUGACUUUUUUAUUGAUUAUAUGGUUCUUCUGAAAAUGAGGUAUACCCAAAAAGAAAUCGUGGAAAUCACGUUAAGCAAGAAAGUCAGUCGUUGUUUCAGGAAAUACACAGAACUUUUCUGUCAUUUGGAUCCAUGUCUACUACAAAGUAAAGAGAGUCAAUUACUCCAGGAGGAGAAUUGCAGGAAAAAGCUAGAAGCUCUGAGAGCAGAUAGGUUUGCUGGACUCUUGGAAUAUCUUAAUCCAAACUUCAAAGAUGCUGCAACUACCAUGGAAAUUAUAGUGAAUGAAUAUGCCUUCCUACUGAAGCAAAACUCAAAUAAGCGCAUGACAAAUGAGAAACAAAAUUCCAUUUUGGCCAACAUUAUUCUCAGUUGUCUAAAGCCCAGCUCCAAAUUCAUUCAACCACUUACCACGCUAAAAAAGCAACUCCAAGAGGUCUUGCGAUUUGUAGGACUAAGUCAUCAAUAUCCAGACCCUUAUUUCUUGGCCUGCCUCCUGUUCUGGCCAGAAAAUCAAGAGCUAGAUCAAGAUUCCAAACUAAUAGAAAAGUAUGUGUCAUCCUUAAAUAGAUCCUUCAGGGGACAGUACAAGCGCAUGUGCAGGUCCAAGCAGGCAAGCACACUUUUCUAUCUGGGCAAAAGGAAGGGUCUCAACAGUAUUGUUCACAAGGCCGAAAUAGAGCAGUACUUUGAUAAAGUACAAAAUACAAAUUCCCUCUGGCACAGUGGGGAUGUGUGGAAAAAAAAUGAAGUCAAACAACUCCUGUGUCGUCUAAGUGGUCAGGCUGAAGGCAAGCUGAUCUCUAUAGAAUACGGAACAAAGGAAAAAAUUAAAAUACCAGUAAUAUCUGUUUAUUCAGGUCCACUCAGAAGUGGUAGGAACAUAGAAAGAGUGUCUUUCUACCUAGGAUUUUCCAUUGAAGGCCCUCUGGCAUAUGAUAUAGAAGUAAUUUAAGAAAAUACAUCAACUGUAGUUCAAAUAUGUUUAUUUAUAUCUUUAUGAUUUUAUUCCCUCUCUCUAUUCUCAUGGCAUUUUCAUGACAUUAUUGGCUAACCUCUAAUCAUAGAUUUUGCUUUUGCCUCCCUGAAAGAAUUGUAAGCCUUUUUAAGAUAUGAAAUAUGCCUACACGCAGAGCUUGGCACACAGUAGAGUCAAUCAUUUAAUGUUUUAAAUAUGCAUUUUCAGACUCAAAUAAUGAAGAAGUUUCAUUGGUAUCCACUGGUCACAUCAUAACUGGUUAUAGGGCAAUAAAAUCUGUGUUAAAUUCGAUUGCCUUUAUAUGUUAUCUGAAUUAUUUCUUCACUGUGACAGCAAAGAUUUAAAUAAGAUGAAUGUAAAAGAGAAAGCUUAUUGGACUCAAACCCACAGAUGGACACCAGAGUUCCACUUAGCUCAUCUUGGUAUCAAUAAAAACUCAUGUGGAAGGUAAAUAUGUUGUUCCCCAUCCUCCAUAUAACACUUUCUUCAACACACACACACACACACACACACACACACACACACACACACUCCUUGUACCCCUUGCCCUUCUCCUAGCUCAUGGCUUCAGGAGAGAGAAGAGUUCAAAAAAUAAAGUAAUCAUAAACUUGAACUCUCUCCAUUCUCUUCUUCCCAUUUACAGGUGAAUCUCUUCCUUUAAGCCAUUUUUGUCUCCUGUGAAUACAGCCUUAUCUCCACCUGUUCCUUAGAUCCCAUCUCCCCUGGCUUCUUUUUUCCAUUCAUUACCCUCUUUGUUCCCUUUACUUCUCAACCUGUGCUAUACACAUGCUGUUAUCUCUGUUGAGAUUGCCUUAUUUCCAUCUAACAUUCUCUCUCCUCCUAUUCUGAUUUGUCAUUCACAACUGAGUUCAAGAGUCAUGUCCACCAGGAAGUCUUCCAAGACUACCAUCAUUCCUGACUGAUUAGAGGGCUUCCUCAUGGUAAUAUGUGUUCUCAAGUUUUCAGUGUUAAGGAAUGCCAUUCCAGACACUCAUUCUCAGAUGCACAACAGCCAGAAAAGUCUCAAGCAGCAUUCGAUAGCUUGGAAUUUAAGAGCUAUGAAAAGUGAAACAUAGGCUAAUAUAGAUUAAAUUGAAUAUUGAAAUAACAAAUAUGUUUACUUAUCCA
Piliocolobus tephrosceles (Ugandan red Colobus) is the source of this 8124-nucleotide messenger RNA. RefSeq names its product sterile alpha motif domain containing 9 like (gene SAMD9L). The transcript is spliced from 5 exons. Gene Ontology annotation, molecular function: protein binding. The coding region runs from base 2215 to 6972 and encodes 1585 amino acids. Gene Ontology annotation, cellular component: cytoplasm. The record is from RefSeq and is a predicted model, not a curated record. Lineage: Eukaryota; Metazoa; Chordata; Mammalia; Primates; Cercopithecidae.